CGUAAACACAUCAAUCAUUUGACAAAUUUUGUAAUCUCAGCAUUAGUUAGCAAAUUGAUUAUAAACAACUCGAAAUAGCAAACCUAAUUGCACAUUAAAACGCAACGCUUAGGCAAUCCACUACGAUUUCUAUAUACAAACAAAAAUUUUUAUGCAGCAUGGGGGCGAAUUCGUCGAGCAGAUCGGAUGCAAAUCUGCUCAAUGAUGAUGAUGUAAAUUUCGAUCAUUUUCAAAUAUUGCGCGCCAUUGGCAAAGGUAGUUUUGGCAAGGUAUGCAUUGUACAAAAACGUGACAGUGGCAUACUUUAUGCCAUGAAAUAUGUCAGCCGUUCGGCGUGCGAGUCACGAGGGGCGCUGGGUGGCGUUAUCAAAGAAGUGGAACUGCUUGCAUCACUGGAACAUCCAUUUCUGGUGAAUUUGUGGUUUUCAUUUCAAGAUGAGGAGGAUUUAUUUAUGGUUUGCGAUUUGCUGACUGGCGGUGAUUUAAGGUAUCACCUACAAAAUCGGUUGGAAUUCAGCGAGAAAAGUGUUGCCUUAUUAGUGUGUGAGUUAGGAAGUGCUUUAGAGUAUUUGCAGAAGCAAAGAGUGGUGCAUAGGGAUAUAAAGCCAGACAACAUUCUUUUGGAUGGUGCUGGUCACGCACACUUGACUGAUUUUAACAUAGCGACGAGACUGCAGAAGGACUCACUUGCAUGCAGCAUGUCCGGCACCAAACCGUAUAUGGCGCCGGAGGUGUUCAUGUGCGCUUUAGAAGAAAUCGCUGGUUACAGUUUCCCUGUCGACUGGUGGUCGCUGGGUGUGGUUGCGUACGAAAUGCGAGCAAAUGCGCGACCUUUCAUCGUCCAUUCGAAUACGGGGCUGGCGGAAGUGAAGCAUAUAUUAAACACGCCCGUACACUAUCCACGCUAUUGGAGCUCUGAUUUUAUCGAUUUAUUGACUAAAUUACUUUGUGUGCAUCCGGGCGCACGCAUCAGUUCUCAGCAAGAACUUCAACAAACACCGCUUCUACGUCAUGUUGACUUCAAGACUAUUUUGGAGAAAAAGUCAAAGCCACCAUUUAAACCACCUGAAGAUCACCUAAAUUGUGAUCCCUGCUUAGAACUGGAGGAGAUGAUUGUCGAAACGCGACCGUUGCAUAAGAAAAAAAAACGUCUAGCGAAGCAACGUUCAGCACAACGUGACAGCGAUCCAGAAAUGGCACUUAUAAAAGAGUUCAUUGUAUAUAAUCGCUAUAAAGCACUAAAGCGGAAGGCUAUGGAGAAGAAAGAGAACGAUUGGCAACGUGAACUUGAACACGCAAUGGCGAAUUCUAUCGUGACUAGCUUAGCGCCGAUACAGGAGAAGCCAACACCGAUCCAUCUUAGCAGUCUUGACGGCGAUGAUGACACUUCCGAAGCAGAAAUCACCACCAUUGGAAAUGUUGUAGCCAAUCUUAGCACAACUAUUACCACAUCAGCUCCAACACCAACAACCAUAAAGAAAACGAUUUGCAUUACACCAGUGACAACGCCAGUUAUACAAGCGCCUACAACCACAAGGACUGUCGUGGCAUUACCACCGAUUUGCGUGAAAUGUCAACAACAAAAUUCUAGCAGUGGAGUGCCAACCAUACAACAACAAAAAGGACAACAAUCAGCAAGCACAAAAGAUAAUGAAAACAUAGAAUUUAUCGAUCGCACACCUACGCCACCGACAACGCAAGUCAAUGCGCAAGCGACGUCAGCGGCGGAAGAGAAAGCAGACACUUCAGCGCAAACGAAUGUACUGACGUGCGGAUACCCAACUCAUUAAUUUAACUAUGAGUGGGAUUAAGGGACUAAUUGGGGAAAAUAAAUUGAUAAAUACUCGUAACCGCGCUCGUAAUAUAGACACAUAAGUAUAUAUUUAGCUAUGAUUGGUAUAUGAAAUGAUCGGUAGAUUUAAGGAGAACUAAGCAUUUAAUUUAUUGGUCUUACGUACGUAUGGAUGUCAGAAAGCUCAAAUACCAAUACGAAUUGGACUAAUUUGCAGA
Anastrepha obliqua is the source of this 2010-nucleotide messenger RNA. Its product is annotated as serine/threonine-protein kinase 32A. Bases 159 to 1790 code for a protein of 543 amino acids. The record is from RefSeq and is a predicted model, not a curated record. Gene Ontology annotation, biological process: G protein-coupled receptor signaling pathway; protein phosphorylation; regulation of signal transduction. Gene Ontology annotation, molecular function: ATP binding; G protein-coupled receptor kinase activity; G protein-coupled receptor binding. NCBI's taxonomy places the organism in Eukaryota, Metazoa, Arthropoda, Insecta, Diptera, Tephritidae. The transcript is spliced from 9 exons.